UUUAAAUUUUGAAAUUUUAAAGAAUUUGACUUCAGUAUGGCGGUGAAUGUGAACAUCCAAAACGAGGUUAAAAUUUUAAGUAUAAAAAUAUUAAGUGAAUUUUUGGUGGAAGGGUUUGGGUAAAAGUUAUGGGGUUAGGAGUUCUAGGAAAUACUAGUUCAGUUUGAGUGCCCUCAUUUUUCCCUCCAAUUUUUUAGGCGUCUUUAUUGCUAGUUUAUCUUUCUUAUUUUGUUUUAAAAUAAGGGGGACCUAACAAAAAAAAAGUAUUCCAUGAUUUUUUUUGUUUUUCAGCUUGCAAUAAUCAAGCAAGAUGCUAUGCUGGUUCGUAAUGCAGUCAUCUUGUUGGAAAACGAAAAGGAAAGUUUGCGUAAGGCUAUUCGCAAGUUGAAGCUUGAAAAUGGCCGUAUGAAGCUUAAAAUUAAAACUUUAAAUGAAAAAGUUGGCAAAUUGACAAAUGAAAAGCUUGUUGAUGUUGACGAUGGGCGAGCUCCAGAAUCUGAAUAUGACUAUGACGAUCUUAAUCGAGACUUUUAUUUGAUUGGAGGAAUACAUGGUUUCUUUUUAAAAAUUUUUUUAGGUUUAAGGGAGGGGAAUCAGGCUGGGUUUAGGAAUUAGGUUUGUGUUUAGGGGUGAAAGUAGCUCAGGUAGUCCUGAGGGGGGGGGGUGUUAGUCGGUAGACUGUCGGCUCACUUGCCUCAUGACAGAUUUUAUUGACGUUGAUUUUUUCCUUCUUGAACGAUUUCUUUUUC
Meloidogyne enterolobii is the source of this 749-nucleotide messenger RNA. Lineage: Eukaryota; Metazoa; Nematoda; Chromadorea; Rhabditida; Meloidogynidae. The record is from the annotation of a GenBank genome assembly.